AUGGCGCCGCGACGCGCAGGACAGCCCUUCCGCCGGGUAGGCAAGAUGGGCAACGCAUCGUACGGCCCACGCAAGCCCAAGACGGUUGACGCCUCAACAUUACGGAGCGGAGAAGCGAUGUCACAGAAUGAAAAGGUGGAAUCGACACGCCUGGCGCACCGCAUCGACGAGACCAUGGGCUUCGCACGUUUCGAUUCGGGAAAGAAGAAAGUAGGAUGGCUCGUCAACAUGCACUCGACAACAAUCGAAGACGAAGACGUUCCUGGCGGCAGAGCCGGAGUUGACUAUUACUUCAUUGGCGACGAAGGUGACACGUUCAAAGCAACGCUCGAGUACGACCCCUACUUUCUCCUGGCGGUCAAGAAAGGCAGGGAACAAGACGUGGAAGAGUACUGUAAAAGAGCAUAUGAGGGCUUGGUGAAGACGGUGAAGAUCAUACAGAAGGAGGACCUGAGCAUGCCAAAUCACCUCACCGGGUACCGGAGAAAGUUUUUGAUGCUUACCUUUGCCAACGUGAACGAUCUUCUGGCUGUCCGGAAAGCUGUUGCCCCAAUAGUGGAGAAGAACAAGAAGAAUAUCAACGCCAUGGACACAUAUGCCGAGGUCGCCAAUGGCAACGGUGCCUUUGACUUCUUCGAUAACGACGAUUACGAAUAUGAGAAACGACUUACGACUACCGUUGAUGCCAGCGAUUUCAUUCUAGACAUUCGGGAAUACGACGUGCCCUACCACGUACGAGUGGCCAUUGACAAGGACGUUCGAAUUGGAAACUGGUACACGGUUGAGGCCAAGCAUGGCGUAAUAAGCAUAACCUGUAUAGAGGACCGCCUUACACCGGCAGAUCCUGUCGUGAUGGCGUACGAUAUCGAGACAACGAAGCUCCCAUUGAAGUUUCCCGACGCGGCGAUCGAUCAGAUCAUGAUGAUAUCGUACAUGAUUGAUGGCCAGGGGUUUCUGAUCACGAAUCGUGAGAUAGUUUCAGAAGACAUCCAGGACUUUGAGUACACACCAAAGCCGGAAUACCAGGGUCCAUUCAUGAUCUUCAACGAACCAGACGAAAAAGCGGUCCUGGAAAGAUUCUUCGAACACAUCAAGGAAGCCAAACCCACGGUCAUGGUCACAUACAACGGAGAUUUCUUCGAUUGGCCCUUUGUUGAGGCAAGAGCUAGUGUGCAAGGCAUUGACAUGUACCAGGAGAUUGGGUUCAGGAAAAACAGCGAGGAUAUCUACCAGUCCGACUACUGUGCACACAUGGAUGCCUUUGCUUGGGUUAGUCGAGACAGUUACCUUCCUCAAGGAAGUCGUGGUCUCAAGGCUGUCACGAUGGCCAAAUUGGGCUACGACCCUGAUGAACUCGACCCCGAACUGAUGAUGCCAUACGCAGCUGAGCGACCGCAGACUCUUGCAGAAUAUUCCGUUUCCGAUGCCGUUGCGACCUACUACCUGUACAUGAAAUAUGUCCACCCCUUCAUCUUUGCCUUGUGCAAAAUCUUGCCACUCGGACCAGACGAUGCGCUGCGCAAGGGUACCGGUACUCUGUGUGAGAUGCUGUUGAUGGUGCAAGCAUAUCAAAAAGGAAUCGUACUACCAAAUAAACAUCAGGCACCGAAAGAGGCCUUCUGGGACGGCCAUUUGCUUGAGUCAGAGACUUAUGUUGGAGGUCACGUCGAGGCGCUGGAAGCUGGCGUGUUCCGAAGCGAUAUUGCAUACAACUUCGCCGUCGACCCUACAGCUAUCGAUGAACUGAUGAACGAUCUCGACGCUGCCCUCAAGUUCAGUAUCGAGGUGGAAGAGAAAAAGAAGAUGGAAGACAUUAUCAACUACGACGAAAUCAAGGCUGAGAUUGUUGAGAAGCUGAUGCAGCUCAAGAACACACCAAACCGUAGCGAGCGACCUCUGAUCUACCAUUUGGACGUUGCAUCCAUGUAUCCAAAUAUCAUGACCACGAACAGAUUGCAACCUGACUCUAUGAUCAACGAGUCAAAUUGCGCAGCCUGCGACUUCAACCGUCCCGGAAAGACAUGCGAUCGCCGGAUGCCGUGGGCCUGGAGAGGAGAGUAUCUUCCAGCCAAACGCGACGAGUACAACAUGGUGCGCAACGCACUAGAAAACGAGCAAUUCCCAGGAAAAUAUCCAAACUCGCCGAAGCGGACGUUUCAAGAACUUUCCGAGGAUGAACAGGCUGCUCUGGUCCGAAAGCGUUUGACAGACUACUCCAAGAAGAUCUACCACAAGGUUCACGAUGCAACGACAAUCGAGCGCGAGGCCAUCAUCUGCCAACGAGAGAACCCAUUCUAUGUUGAUACUGUGAGCGGUUUCCGUGACCGACGAUAUGACUUCAAGGGCAAGCAGAAAGUGUGGAAAGGCAAGACGGAGGCGUUAAAAGCGGCUGGUGCUCCAGCAUCUGAGAUUGAAGAUGCGAAGAAAAUGAUUGUCUUGUUCGACUCGAUGCAGCUGGCCCACAAGGUUAUUUUGAACUCCUUCUACGGAUACGUCAUGCGAAAAGGAUCCCGCUGGUACUCUCUGGAGAUGGCUGGUGUUACUUGCCUGACUGGUGCCCGUAUCAUUCAAUUGGCUCGCUCUCUUGUAGAGCGAAUAGGUCGACCUUUAGAGUUGGACACUGACGGUAUCUGGGCUAUCCUACCGGCGACUUUCCCAGAGAACUUUUCCUUCAAGCUUCGCAACGGCAAAAAGCUCACCAUUUCUUAUCCUUGCACCAUGUUGAACCAUCUGGUACACGCACAGUAUACCAAUCACCAGUACGAGACAUUGGUAGAUCCAGUGAAUUUCCGGUACGAGAAGCACAGCGAUAACUCCAUCUUCUUCGAAGUCGACGGCCCUUACAAAGCUAUGAUCUUGCCUACGUCGAAGGAGGAGGACAAGAAUUUGAAGAAGCGUUAUGCAGUGUUCAACCACGACGGUAGCUUAGCUGAACUGAAAGGUUUCGAAGUGAAGCGUCGUGGUGAGCUGAAGCUCAUCAAGAACUUCCAGGCUCAAAUCUUCAAGUUUUUCUUGGAAGGUACCACACUCGAGGAGACAUACUCUGCGGUUGCCAAGGUAGCGAACCGAUGGCUUGAUAUCCUGGACACGCGUGGAGCAACAUUGGCUGAUGAAGAGUUGAUUGAUCUCAUUGUCGAGAACAAGAACAUGACAAAGACACUGGAGGAGUACGGUUCACAGAAGUCGACUGCCAUUACAACCGCUAAGCGUCUCGCCGAAUUCUUGGGCGAGCAAAUGGUGAAAGACAAGGGAUUGAACUGCAAGUACAUCAUCUCCAAGACACCGAGAAACGCGCCUGUCACUGAGCGUGCUGUUCCCUUGUCUAUAUUCUCAGCUGAGGAGUCAGUGAAACGAUACUUCUUGAGGAAGUGGCUGCGAGACGACCCAGGAGAGAUGGACAUCCGGUCAGUAUUGGACUGGGAUUACUACCGCGAGCGCCUGGCUUCCGUUAUCCAGAAACUCAUUACUAUCCCUGCAGCGUACCAAAAAGUUCGAAAUCCCGUUCCUAGGGUGCCCCAUCCCGAAUGGCUUGACCGUAGGAUUCGUCAAAAGGAAGACAAAAUGCAGCAGACGAAGAUGACGGACAUGUUCAGCAAGAAGGUACUCACGAACGGUGAUGCUAAUGUCGCGAACAACAAGCUCAAUGGCGAUCUUGAGGACUUUGGAUCGGCAAAGUUGACUCAAAACCAAUCCCAAAUGAAGAAGGGAAUCGUUACCAAGAUGGUUGCGAAGCGUAAAGAACCCGAACCUGCUGUACCAAUCGUCGAUCCCUACGCUGCAUUGCCUAAAGUCAUGCCAAGUAUUGAUGAAGACUACUCCGGUUGGUUGGUGUAUCAGAAACAAAAGUGGAAGAUCCAACGAGAAGCACGAAAGCGCAGACGGCAACUGUUCGGAGAGAAGGCGGUUGAUUCAUCGGACGCAAUUGGUAGCUUCUUCAGGAAUCAGGCGCAAUCCCUCUUCAUCAGCACAUGGCAACUUGUACAACUACGGCCGACAGAAACACCUGGAGAGGUUAGAGCUUUUGUUCUCAUCGACAAGAAAAUUCAUGCCCUCAAGAUCAUCGUACCACGACAACUAUACCUCAACCUGAGGAGCGAGGAUCUUCCGGAUGUGUCCAUCAGUGGUUGCUCUGUGGAAAAGGUUGUCAACCAUACCUUGCCCAAUGGCCAUCCUUCUAUUCAUCUAUUCAAGCUUCAGAUGUCAGAGGAGACGUACGUUCACGAAGCAGACAGCAUGUCGGCUCUGUUCAAUCACUCCAGCGUCGAAGGUGUGUAUGAAAAGCAAGUACCACUGAAUAUCCGGGCUAUACUUGAGCUUGGAAGCAUAUGCACAUUCGACGAAUCCCAGAAGGGUGUUCUUGGAAAAGGUCUCGAGCAAGGUUUCGACCUCUCCGCGCUCCGAAAAGUGUCAACCAAAGAACUGUACCUCGCUGAAGCGCCUUUCAACUACAUCUACCUGUACCAUGUCACCAGCGGAGAUCGAAACAUCUAUGCAGUAUUUUCAACUUCGAAGAGCGAUGCGCACAUAAUCAUCCAGAACAAGACAAAGGACACUCAGGGCAUGCCAAAUGUUGACCGUAUCUAUCGCGAUGCUCUACAACGACGGAUGGAAGACAACAACGGUGAACCAUGGCAGACCAUGAUUGAGUACCAGGAGGACAUUCACUUCAAGACGACAACAGUGACGACCAAGCGCAAGGCUCUCCUCGAGAUAGGCGAUGUUAUCAAGAGGAUGAAAGCAGAAGAGACUGGUCCAAUCAUUGUCGUUGUGCAAUCGCCAAAUCAGGCUCUUCUCUCGCACGAUGUUCCAACUCUGAAAGACCUGCCCAUCUUGUCGCUUAACCCAGAUGAAUCUGACAAGCAAUUGCCACCACUAGGCUGGCAAUCCUUCAUUGCUAAGCGGUUGGUAGGACACUAUCUGGAUCUUGGGUCUUGGGUCGCACAUUUACUGGAGCUGGCUCGCUAUGGAGAUGUCCCGCUCUGCAACCUCGAGAGCAACGAUCCACGCUUCCUUAUUGACGUAGCGUACGCCCGACGGCUACAGAAAGACCGUGUGAUAUUGUGGUGGUCUGGCCAAGCAAAGCCCGAUCACGCUGGAUACGAGAAGGAUGAUAUCCUUGGGCCUCUCGAGACUGUGGAAAUGCCUUCCAUCAAUAACCCAGGCACCUACUCAUCUGUGUGCAUCGACAUCAAUCUCCGCAACCUUGCUAUCAACACCAUCCUGUCAUCAUCUCUUGUCAAUGAGCUUGAGGGCGCAGAUUCCGUUUCCUUUAACCCUGCUGCGCCAUCUUAUGAUUCAGCUAAUGAUGGCUCCAAUGUCAUCUACUCAGACAACGCUUUCGCAAGCGCAGGUAUUCUGGUCCUUCGGGAGAUGGUGAAGGCUUGGUGGGUCGAAGCUGUCCAGGCUGGUCACGGCUUUAGUAUGGCCGAUGUCAUAGUCCAGCAUCUUGUGCGCUGGGUCAGCAGUCCUGGGUCCUUCCUCUACGACCGCUCUCUACAUUACUAUGUUCAGAUGAUGUCGAAGAAGACAUUGCAGCAACUCAUGACAGACUUCAAGCGAGUGGGCUCACAUAUUGUCUUUGCCAGCCCAAACCGCCUCCUUCUCCAGACCACCAAAGCUGAAAUUGGGAAUGCAUACGCCUACAGUCAGUACAUCAUCAAGACCAUCAAGACCAAGCCACUAUUCCAGUUCAUGGAGCUGGAAAUCAAGGAGUACUGGGACUAUCUGGUCUGGUACGAUGAGUUCAACUACGGAGGCAAGGGCUGCAACAAGGUGACGGAAGAUGAGAAUCAACCGGUGGAAAACAUCAUGUGCUGGCAGCUUGCGCAGUUCUUACCACCAAAGUUCCAGCCCACCUUCAACGAAUGGGUGAUCGAGUUCAUUGAGCUUAUGCACGCACGUAAACGCCCAGCUAUCCCUGAAGAUGGCUCGACACCGCGGGUAACUCAAAUUCCUCUCCGACCGCUCACCGUGGAUCCAAACGAGCAAACACAGAUACUGCCCAAGUCUUUCACGAAGCCCCUGUCCAAGCAAAUGAAUGCUUUUGCGAAGAAGCAGCAUGCAGAGAUUCUGGACCCUCUAUUCACAUCCGACUACGUCUUCCCAGAGCUCCCAGGUUCGCACCUCAAGCUCACAAACCCGGUCCUCCAACUUGUCAAGAGCAUCAUGCAAGUCCUCAGUCUGGACCGUGCGAUAUCACUCGAAGCACGUGCACUACGAAAAGAGUUGCUGAACCUCUUCGACAUCCGCGAGUUCAGUGCAGAAGCCUCAUUUACCAACCCCAGCGCCGCGCUCGUUGUUCGAGGCGUCAUCUGCGACGACUGCACAUCCUCACGCGACCUGGAUCUCUGCCGCGACUCCUCCCUUCUUCCCGUCGUUCUCCCCGACAGCGACGCGGCCCCAGUACUACCCAAAUGGAAAUGCGACAACUGCGAGGCCACAUAUGACAAACGGCGUAUCGAAGAGCAACUCGUAGGCGAGGUACAGAAAAUGGUCCUCGAGUGGUGCACGCAAGAUCUCAAGUGCGCCAAGUGCAAGAGGCUGCGCAGCAACGAGUUCAUGGAACACUGUGCUUGUGCAGGAGAAUGGGUAGCUACGAAGAACAAACCUGAAAUCAAAAGACGGUUGGGUGUCUAUGGCAAUGUAGCUCGGUUCUACGCCCUAGGCAUGUUGGAAGCUGUUGUAGAAGAGUGCUUGUCGAGUUUCUAG
This is a messenger RNA of Exserohilum turcica Et28A, 6708 nucleotides long. RefSeq lists its product as uncharacterized. Gene Ontology annotation, cellular component: epsilon DNA polymerase complex; nucleus. Gene Ontology annotation, molecular function: DNA binding; nucleotide binding; single-stranded DNA 3'-5' DNA exonuclease activity. The record is from RefSeq and is a predicted model, not a curated record. Gene Ontology annotation, biological process: DNA replication; nucleotide-excision repair, DNA gap filling; DNA replication proofreading. The transcript has 2 exons. Bases 1 to 6708 code for a protein of 2235 amino acids. Lineage: Eukaryota; Fungi; Ascomycota; Dothideomycetes; Pleosporales; Pleosporaceae.